Molecule: messenger RNA, 862 nt
Organism: Salvia hispanica
Lineage: Eukaryota; Viridiplantae; Streptophyta; Magnoliopsida; Lamiales; Lamiaceae
Product: V-type proton ATPase 16 kDa proteolipid subunit
Biological process (GO): proton transmembrane transport
Cellular component (GO): proton-transporting V-type ATPase, V0 domain
Molecular function (GO): proton-transporting ATPase activity, rotational mechanism
Source: RefSeq, a predicted model, not a curated record
GAAGAAGCCACGUGUUUAUUACUUAUCCUCUUCUCUUCAAUCAUACACUGAGAGAAAUCACAGAUCGAAGCUCCGAACCCUAGUGAUAGAGCUUUUCCCCUGAUUUUUGGAUUCAGGAGUAAAUUCGAUCUGCAAUUAUGUCUUCGACAUUCAGCGGCGAUGAGACUGCUCCAUUUUUCGGAUUCCUUGGCGCAGCUGCUGCCCUCGUCUUCUCAUGUAUGGGUGCGGCCUAUGGCACAGCUAAGAGUGGUGUAGGUGUGGCAUCAAUGGGAGUGAUGAGGCCGGAGCUCGUAAUGAAAUCAAUCGUGCCAGUGGUCAUGGCUGGUGUUUUGGGUAUUUACGGUUUGAUUAUUGCUGUCAUUAUCAGCACUGGUAUUAACCCUAAAGCCAAGUCCUAUUACCUUUUUGAUGGCUAUGCCCAUCUCUCUUCCGGUCUUGCCUGUGGCCUAGCUGGCCUUGCUGCUGGCAUGGCUAUUGGCAUUGUUGGAGAUGCUGGUGUUAGGGCCAAUGCACAACAACCGAAGUUAUUUGUGGGAAUGAUCCUUAUUCUCAUUUUCGCUGAAGCUUUGGCGCUCUAUGGUCUUAUCGUUGGAAUUAUUUUGUCUUCACGAGCUGGCCAGUCUAGGGCCGACUAGGAAGCACACCAUUAAUUUAAUUCUGUCGAAGAGUAUUAUAGUAGUCACAGAGUUCAGAGCUUCAACUGUGGCCGGUUUGAAGGAACCAUGUUGUUCUACGAUUAGUUUGCAGGCUUGAUGAUGAUGAUGAUGAUGAUGGAUUUAUUUUUGUUUCUUGCUGCUAUUUGUAUACAAUUAAUGGUUUUAUGCAGAAUAAAAGCUUGUAGAGCUGUUUAUAUCGAAUUCAA